Molecule: messenger RNA, 558 nt
Organism: Daktulosphaira vitifoliae (grape phylloxera)
Lineage: Eukaryota; Metazoa; Arthropoda; Insecta; Hemiptera; Phylloxeridae
Product: dynein axonemal intermediate chain 1-like
Exons: 4
Biological process (GO): outer dynein arm assembly; cilium movement
Cellular component (GO): outer dynein arm
Molecular function (GO): dynein light chain binding; dynein heavy chain binding
Source: RefSeq, a predicted model, not a curated record
AUGGAUUUUCGUUAUUAUGAAGACCCUUCAGAUCAAUUUAGAGGUAGAGAAGGUACAUUACUACCACUGUGGACGAUGCAGUAUGAAAAAGCAGAAUCCCUAUAUGUAACAGAUAUUAGCUGGAGUCCUGAUUAUUUUGAUCUAUUUGCUGUAACACUUGGAACUCCAAUAGGGCACUUGCCAUUAACAGAUAGUUCGGAUAUAGGAUAUAUUUGUUUAUGGUCAUUAAAGAAUCCAUCAUAUCCAGAGUACAUAAAUCAAACGCAUUGUGGAGCAAUGUGUUUAGAUUUUCAUCGUGAACAUGGUUUCUUAAUUGCUGUUGGAUUUCAUGAUGGUCAUCUAGCUGUAUAUAAUGUUAGUUUACCAACUAAAGAACCACAGUACAUGACAGAUGCAGUAAAUACUAAGCAUAAAGCGUGUGUAAGACAGGUAGUUUGGGCUAAAGAUUUACCUGAUGGGGAAAUGAAUUUCUAUUCGAUAUCCGAGGAUGGAACAGUCUGUAAUUGGUUACUUAUGCAAAGCGAAAUGUCUAAAACAAUUAUUGUUACUUUAGUUUUA